Messenger RNA from Maylandia zebra (zebra mbuna), 3982 nucleotides. Its product is annotated as integrin alpha-L. NCBI's taxonomy places the organism in Eukaryota, Metazoa, Chordata, Actinopteri, Cichliformes, Cichlidae. The record is from RefSeq and is a predicted model, not a curated record. Gene Ontology annotation, biological process: cell-matrix adhesion; cell-cell adhesion; cell adhesion mediated by integrin. Gene Ontology annotation, cellular component: external side of plasma membrane; integrin complex. Gene Ontology annotation, molecular function: integrin binding.
CAAAGAGCACGCGCAUUGUUUUCCUCCUGGACUGUGCGGAGCUGUAAGAGAAACACAAAUGAACUGGGAAACCAGACUGAUGCCGCAAAAAACAACUAAGAGAUCGGACUAGAGCAACACAGGACGAUGAAGGACCACAUAGUCUGGCUCAUCUGUACAGUGGCUGUUGCUUCAACCAUCCCUGCCUGUUUGGCUUUUAAUAUUGACACAAGAAAUCCUGAAGUCUUUCUGGGUGAACCAGGUGAUUUCUUUGGAUACCGAGUGCUACAGUACUUGAACAAGUCUAGUAAUAACAAAGGGAUAGUCGUCACUGCACCUCUCAGGCUAAAUGGAUCUGGAGGAAUUUACCAACCUCACCAAAACAAGUGGUUCAAACCUACUGUUGCAGAGGACCUGCAGUCAAACACAACAGCAGUCAAACAUCUUGGCUUGUCGAUCGCUGCUGAUUCCUCCGGCUCCAGAUUCACUGUUUGCAGUCCAAGUUUGGUGCAUGAAUGCAAUGAGAACUCCUAUCUGAACAGUAUUUGUUAUGAGCUCUCUGAUCAACUCCAGAAAAUCUCCUCUUUCAAGCCUGCGUAUCAAGAAUGCACCAAAAAGACAGUGGACCUCGUCUUUCUGUUUGAUGGAUCAGCGAGUAUGACUGAAGAAGAAUUCAACAGAAAUAACGAUUUUAUUGUGGAGAUAAUGGACAGCCUGAAGAACAUGUCGAUCAAGUUUGCAGCAGUUCAGUUCUCCUCAACAGUCCACAAAGUGUUUGACUUCAACGACUAUAAAGCCGGACGUGCUCUUGAUAAACUCAUGAAAGAAAAUCAUUUAAAAGGUCUCACCAACACACACAGAGCCAUCGAAUUUGUUCUUGAUCAAAUCUUUGACAACCCAGCUGCAGGCGCCUCUCCUGAUGCAACUAAAGCUCUGAUUCUAAUCACAGACGGAGAUCCCUCUGAUACAGACAGAAAAGGGAUAAUUAAAAAAUAUGAUGAGAAAAAUAUAAUUCGUCUUGUUAUUGGGAUCAAGGAUGCAAAGCUGGAUAAAUUUAGGGCCAUCGCUUCAGAACCAAAAGACAAAAAUGCCUUCAAAAUUGAGAAUUAUGAUGGACUCACAGGAGUACUGGAGAAUUUUCAGAAAGAUGUCUUUGUUAUGGAAGGUUCCAAAGGGGCUCAAGCAAGAAACCUGACUGAUGAAAUGUCUCAGAGUGGAUUCAGCGCUAUUUUCAACAAGGAUACACUGAUUCUGGGUUCAGUGGGAACAAACAGCUGGCGUGGUUCUCUCCAAGAACGUCGAGAUAAAACAGAAACAAUUGAGGAUCAAGAAAUGGAGAUGGACUCCUACAUGGGAUAUUCUGUCUCUGUUGGAGAGAGAGGUGGGGUUUCUUUGUAUUUCACGGGUGCACCCCGGUUUCAGCACACAGGACAGGUUGUACUUUUCAAACAAAACAGCAACAACUGGACCACAGCACAAAGAAUAACUGGAGACCAGAUCGGUUCCUACUUCGGCGCCGAGCUGUGUUCGGUGGAUAUUAACUCAGACGGUGACACUGAUUUCCUGCUGGUGGGAGCGCCAACGUUUUACCAGCUUCAGGAGAAGAAAGAAGGUCAGAUCUACAUCUACACUCUGACUGAUGAGCUGCAACUGAAAAGUGAACUGAUUGUGAUGGGACCAUCCAUGGGUAGAUUUGGCACCACCAUAUCCAGCCUCGCAGACCUGAAUGGAGAUGAACUCCGAGACGUUGCUGUCGGAGCUCCGCUUGAGGAUGAUAACAGAGGUGCUGUGUAUAUCUACCAUGGCAACAAGCAGAGAGGAAUAUGCAGCACUUUCAGCCAGAGAAUCACAGGAAAAGAAGUCACACCUGGGAUAAAAUUCUUUGGACAGGCCAUCGAUGGAGCUAUUGACCUUGGAGGGAACGGACUCCCAGAUAUUGUGAUUGGAUCACAGGGUGCUGCUGUUGUCUUUAGGGCCAAGCCCAUCUUUGACGUGAUGGCUCAUCUAACUUUCCAACCUAAGGAGAUAAACACUGAGAUAUUUGAUUGUCUGGGUGCCGAUGAAAAUUUACCUAUGGUUACCUUAACAGCCUGUUUUGAAAUGGUAAAAGUAACAAAGAGCAAACAAGAGGCUGUGAGGUCUGGACUGAACAUCACAUUCACAGUCGCUGUGGAUCCGAUGAGACAAAAAUAUCGAGGUUUCUUCAGUCAAACUGAUAAGACAGCCAGAAGUCUUACCUCCACCUAUGAGAUGCUUGAUGAAACAGCUUGUUUUAACUUCUCCAUCUACAUGCAUAAAUGUGUGAGUGAAUUAUUGUCACCUAUCAGCAUCAAAUGUAACUUUUCCCAAGCUGACAAUGAGACUGCAGCCACCACCCUGAAUGUGGACAGCAAACGGCAGUCCGUUGUUGAGGUUCCCUUUAAAAAAGCGUGUAGAAAAAAUGACACUUGUAUCGCUGAACUGGAUGUGGAUUUCAGUUUUAUGACUACACAAUUAUUAGUGGCAGAAGAUGCGUACUUCAACGUGUCUAUAAAACUGGCCAAUCACGGUGAUGACUCGUACAACACCAUGCUAGCGAUGCACUAUCCUCCAGGCCUCUCCUUCAGUAGAAUGACACUUAUAGAGUCAUCAAGAUCAACGCCCCACAAAUGCUCAGAUCUAGAAGGAGUACUUGACAAAACCAUAUGUGGUGUGAGCCUUCCUCUGUUUCGCAGCAGAUCCUCUGCAACGUUUGAAUCUUCUUUCUAUGUCAUGCAUGACUUUGAAUGGGAUGAUACAAUCUCCAUGACAAUUGAUGCAAAUAGUAAUAAUCAAGACUCUAAUAGGACCAGUGCACUGACCAAAAAUAUCCCAGUACAAUAUGAAAUUAAAAUGAUAUUAACAGUGAAGCAAGACAGCGCUACCUAUCUGAACUUCACAACAGAGGACCCUGCACCUAAAGAAAUGGGUAUUACAUACAGGAUAGAUAACUUUGGUUUUAAGGAUUUUCCUGUCAAUGUUACCAUGUUCUUCCCAACUGAACUGGAGCAUAACUUUGAAAUAAAAAGCUAUGAAGUCUUUGUCAAGGAGAACAAAACGCAGUGCACAGCCACUACUAACCAGACGUCUGAGGAUUGCUUGCUAGAAAAUAAGUGCAUAACCAUGGUCUGCAAAAGUUUCAAUUUGGAGAAAUAUUCAGCCGCUGAGUUUACCCUGUUGGGAAAAGCAAAUUUCCGAGACCUUGAACAGAAGCCAGCCAAUCUUCCUUUUCUCAAAAAAUACACUGGAGACAGUGGAAAUGUAAAAUUUGUAAGUUCUAUACAUGUUGGCUAUAACAAGGAUCGGUUUGUGUUGGAAUCUCUUAAACAAAAGAAAAAAGACGAUUUUACGCCGUUCCAGUUUCCAAUGAGAAGGAUUGAAGUUCAGUUUGAUUUCAUUAUCCCUCCAAAUAAACUGCUGAUUAUUUCAACUGGAGUUAGUUUAGGACUCGUGCUCCUGAUUGUAAUCACAGUCGUGCUGUUUAAGUUGGGCUGCUUCAAGAGGAGAAAACUCACAUAUCACAUACAACGAGAACGCAUCAAAGCAACUGAAAAUGUGGAGGAAACGAAAGUACAGAUAUUUCUAAUAUACAACUACAGUGAAGGAGUAAAUUUGAACAUCUAGAAAAUGCAUUUAAUUGGUUCCUUAAAAUCUCAACAAUUUCUAAUCUACCUAGCAACAGCUCAAUGAGAAACAGUCCCAAAACCAUCGAAAGAACCACUGAACUUUGAAAAUGAAAAUUGUCCAUUUCCAAAGUUGAUAAAAUUCCCCUUCAAGCUCCUACACUAAGCCAUGUGAUUAUGCCAUGCGGGGGGGUUUUGUCUUUAAAAAAAACAAAACAAGAGACCAAGCUUGGACCAGUGUACCAAAGUAGAUCAUCACUGAUUAUGAUUGAAACCCUAGUCCCAUUCCAAAACCUUAAACUUUUGUUUUGGAGAAUAGAAAAUGAUAUUUCUUUCUAAUAAAAUGAAGUGUUUUUGAUGAA